AUGAAGGUUCUCACUAUCCUCUCUGCAGUUAUGUUUGCCACAUUUGCGGUGGUAGGGGCUGUGAAUGUUGAUGAUGGUCAACCUGAAAAAAGACAGGCCUAUCCAGGUGUCAUGCACUUCGAGUCCAUGGAUUCGUUUCGAACUAUUUGGACUUUUCAACAAUUGUUUUUCCCUGCCUUAGUAUAG
This is a messenger RNA of Penicillium longicatenatum, 186 nucleotides long. RefSeq lists its product as uncharacterized. The record is from RefSeq and is a predicted model, not a curated record. The transcript is spliced from 2 exons. Bases 1 to 186 code for a protein of 61 amino acids. NCBI's taxonomy places the organism in Eukaryota, Fungi, Ascomycota, Eurotiomycetes, Eurotiales, Aspergillaceae.